Molecule: messenger RNA, 3283 nt
Organism: Hippopotamus amphibius kiboko
Lineage: Eukaryota; Metazoa; Chordata; Mammalia; Artiodactyla; Hippopotamidae
Gene: PACSIN3
Product: protein kinase C and casein kinase substrate in neurons 3
Exons: 11
Coding region: 1578-2843 (421 amino acids)
Biological process (GO): plasma membrane tubulation; regulation of endocytosis; cytoskeleton organization
Cellular component (GO): plasma membrane; cytoplasm; endosome
Molecular function (GO): protein binding; phospholipid binding
Source: RefSeq, a predicted model, not a curated record
CAGAUCCUCGGGCUGCGGGCGGGUCGGGAGGGGCUGCUGGGAGAAGAGGUCCUUGGGCGCAGCCUGUGACUCAGGGCAGGGGAUGGUCAGGGCAGGACAGCAGAGCUCCCUCCCGGGGGCAUGCCCCCGGCUUCUGGCAAGGGUGGGGGCUGGUCGGGACGGGGGUACCUACCAGCCUCGCGCGAGGGGGAGCGGGUUCUUCCCUGAACUCCGAGACGCCCCACCUUGGCUCAGGAAGCUGGGAGGAGACGCUGCCAAGCCCCAGCGGCCUCUUCCCAGCCAGUAGGUGCUGGCUCCCUGGGCUGGGAGGGUUCAUUAUCUGCGCUCUGAGCUCUUGCCUGUGGCGCGGUGUGUUCCGGGGACCCGUCUCGGUCUCUGCUGGGUCAGGAGGCACAGGGUGCUGGCCCUUCUCAGCAGGGGCCAGGGCCCAGGCCCACUCCUGCUGCGGGGGCCUGUGGGGCCGCGGGGCCUGGCUGUGCCUGGGCUUGGGCUUGUGUUUGCUCUGGGAGGCCGAAGGGAGCAGUGCCAGCCCUGCACACACAGCUUGCUCUGUUCUGGGGCCAGAGAGAGGGAGCCGGUGGGGGGCAGCUCUCCUGGGAGCUGGGAGCUGGGAGCGCGGAGGCUGGAGCAGGCAGGGGCCCAGGCCCCUGGCGGCCUGACCCGGACAGCUCUGAGGCCCUGGGAUUGACAGCUGCGGCUCUGUGUCUCUCCAUCUGGCUGGCAAGUCCUUUCUGGGUAAACGGGACAGACUCAAAAGGAAGCAGGCGGAAGCGCUGAGGACCCUGGUGGGGCCAGCUGCUCGGCCCCUCUCCUGCUCUGGGCCCAGGCACCUCCACUGUAGGCCUGGGCUCUCCCUCCUGUGAGCGGAGUGUUGGAAGCCCACUCAGGCCAUGCUUUCUCAAAGCUGCUAUAGCCAGUGGGGUUCGUGGUCUUCGGGUGAAUGUCAUUUGUUUUUUCAUUCAGCUACUAACUCCAGUGCCUAGAGAAACACAAACCGGACCCUCAGGAAGUCUCUGCCGAUGACUGGGGACAGAUCCUGCCCUGUAGUCACAACCCAAUGGGACAUAUACCCUGACAGAGGGUGGGAGAUGGGGAUGGAGGAAUGGGCGGCUGACUGGAGAAGAUGCCCCACUCUGAGAUGUGAAGGAUGGGGAGGGAUUCAUCGUUUGGGGAGUACUGUGAUGGAGCCCUGCUCUUGGGGGCAGUGAGCACACUGUCCUCCAGGCACGGUGUCCCUGGAGCUUGCUCAGAGGAGGAAGUGAUCUCCUUCUAGGGGCUUGAGUUGACGCUGGGGACAGCUGAGACCCUGCCCAGAGACAGGAGGGGAGCAGCCGCAUGCCACUGUGUCCUCUAGCCCCUGGGGCGGUGGCUCCGGGGUUGGACUCUGCCUUGCCCUCCUCCGCGGUUCUGGCGCACGCUGUCAUGACCGGCCGGUCACCUGUCUGACACCCCGUGCUGCCCCCGACUCUGGGCUCUUGAGGCGUCAAGGCAGAAUCACAGGGGCAGCGCUGAGACUCGGACACCCAGGUCCCAGGUCCCAGCCCUAAUCCGCCACCAUUCCGUGCUGCGGGGACACCAUGGCUCCAGAAGACGACGCUGGAGGGGAGGCUCUAGAGGGCAGUUUCUGGGAGGCUGGCAACUACCGGCGGACGGUGCAGCGGGUGGAGGACGGGCAUCGGCUGUGCGGGGACCUGGUCAGCUGCUUCCAGGAGCGCGCCCGCAUUGAGAAGGCCUAUGCCCAGCAGCUGGCCGACUGGGCCCGCAAGUGGAGGGGCGCCGUGGAGAAGGGCCCCCAGUACGGCACGCUGGAGAAGGCCUGGCACGCCUUCUUCACGGCUGCCGAGCGGCUGAGCGCGCUGCACCUGGAGGUGCGGGAGAAGCUGCAGGGCCAGGACAGUGAGCGGGUGCGCGCCUGGCAGCGGGGGGCCUUCCACCGGCCCGUGCUGGGUGGCUUCCGUGAGAGCCGGGCUGCCGAGGACGGCUUUCGCAAGGCCCAGAAGCCCUGGCUAAAGAGGCUGAAGGAGGUUGAGGCGUCCAAGAAGAGCUACCACGCAGCCCGGAAGGAGGAGAAGACGGCCCAGACCCGGGAAAGCCACGCGAAGGCAGACAGUGCGGUCUCCCAGGAGCAGCUGCGGAAGCUGCAGGAGCGGGCGGAGCGCUGCAACAAGGAGGCUGAGAAGAUGAAAAGCCAGUACGAGCAGACACUGGCGGAGCUGCACCGCUACACCCCUCGCUACAUGGAGGACAUGGAGCAGGCCUUCGAGACCUGCCAGGCUGCUGAGCGCCAGCGGCUUCUCUUCUUCAAGGACAUGCUGCUCACCUUACACCAGCACCUCGACCUCUCUAGCAGCGAGAGGUUCCACCAGCUCCACCGAGACCUGCAUCAGGGCAUCGAGGCAGCCAGCGACGAGGAGGACCUGCGCUGGUGGCGCAGCACCCACGGGCCGGCCAUGGCCACGGACUGGCCUCAGUUCGAGGAGUGGUCCCUGGACACGCAGAGGACAAUCAGCCGAAAGGAGAAGGGCGGCCGGAGCCCUGAUGAAGUCACUCUGACCGGCAUCGUACCCACAAGAGAUGGCGCCGCCCCCCCACCCCAGUCCGCAGGCGGCAGGCAGGAUGAGGAGUGGUCAGAGGAGGAGCACCUCCGGAGGGCUGCCGCUGGCGUGCGGGUGCGGGCGCUCUACGACUACGCGGGGCAGGAGGCGGAUGAGCUCAGCUUCCGAGCAGGGGAGGAGCUGCUGAAGAUGAGCGAGGAGGACGAGCAGGGCUGGUGUCAGGGCCAGCUGCAGAGUGGCCGGAUUGGCCUGUACCCUGCCAACUACGUGGAGUGUGUGGGGGCCUGACCUGCCCUGCCCUGGCGGCCCGUCUGCAACGUGUCUCCACCCUGAGUCAGAGCUCAGCUUGUCUGGACAGCUGGGCCUCAGGGCCCUGCACCAUUCUGCCUCUGCUGCCCCUCUGUCCCUUGAGGAGGGAGGAAGUCCUGCGACCCAGGGAGGGGAGGGGCCUGUGUCUAGGAAGGGAUUGGUAGGGAAGGGUCAACUGAGUCUAGGGUCAGGGGAAGACGGGAGGUCAGGCGGGGACAGAAGGGCUCAGGGGUGCCCGGGCCUCCCCUAGGGUCCUCCAGUCUCCCCGGGAGCUGUGGACCCAGUUCCUGGUCUGUGUGUCUGGGGGUUCCCGGGGUUGGCUUGGGGUGAGCGGAGUUCUGGGCCAGCAGCACUCUUCUAUGGCUUGUCCUAGUGUGUAUUAAACUUGGAAGAAAAAUAAAACAAACCAACCAACCCAG